Malurus melanocephalus (red-backed fairy wren) is the source of this 3008-nucleotide messenger RNA. RefSeq names its product coiled-coil domain containing 138 (gene CCDC138). Lineage: Eukaryota; Metazoa; Chordata; Aves; Passeriformes; Maluridae. The transcript has 15 exons. The record is from RefSeq and is a predicted model, not a curated record. The coding region runs from base 12 to 2024 and encodes 670 amino acids.
GCGGGGCCGCCAUGGCGAGACCGGCACCGGCACCGGGACCCGGCCUGAGGCACGGCCGCUCUGCCCAGCGCCUGCAGCGGCGGGGACCGGCGGGGGAUUGCGUCUCAGGAGCAUUGCACACCAAAUACAAAAGUGGAAGCUCCCUAUUUUACAAAGGUGACACUGGCAGCUCACUGGAAAAUACAGCUAUUUCUUUGUCAAAUUGUUCUUUAGAGUCAGAAUUUACUGAAACUGGAAGAGAGAACAACAUCAGAUCCAGUGAAUUCCAAAAAAGUUUGAAAGACUGGGGUUGUUUUCAUGAUAAGCAAGAUUCUUUUUGUGAUUCAAGUGAUCUAGAAGUAGAAGAAAAGGCCAUUGAUURCUCUGAAACUGAUGCAAUUCAAAAUACAGCUAUACACAUGGGAACAGGCCACACUUUACCAUCUCAUUUGGAUGCAAAUACUSAAGAAAAAAGGGAACAAAUUAUUAACAAUGGUUUCUUAAAGAAAAUUGUGCAUGAUACUGGUGCUCAGGCAUGCAAUAGRCAAGGUUUAAUGCCACCUCACAUCAGUCAAAUUUAUGAUGAAUUAUUUGUCAUACAUCAGAAGCUCCAGAGAGAAAGUUCAGCACAGCAGGAGUAUGCUCUGCAACUCCAGAAACRAGAGCGUUGUCUAACAGAACGAGAAGCAUUGCUUUUUAAACAUGAAGCAGCUUUGGCUAAAAUAAGAAGUGUUGAGGAAGAAGUUCACACAAAAUUUGGAGUUAUAAAAGAGCAACAUGAGGCAGAARUUAAGCAACUGACAGAAGCCUUGAGAGAAAUAACUAAAGAAAAUAGGAGGCUGAAGAUGUCAUUUGACAGCUUGAAGGAAAUUAAUAGCUCCUUAAGAAAACAGAUAAGUGAUGUAACUGAGUUGAACAAGAAGUUGGAAKGUCAAGCACGAAAAGUACAAGCUCGUUUAGAGAAUCUGCAAAGGAAGCAUGAAUUUUCAGUGGUACGGAAGUCUGACGAUUUAUGUCAAGUGAUGAAACAAAGAAAACCCGUGAAACAGGAAAAAGUGGUGGCAACAUCGAAAACUKCUAAGCUACCAUUGAAUUCACAAGUUUAUGAACUCUUAACCUGUCUUAUGGAUUGGAUCUCAGACCAGUAUCUUAGCAAAAUAAAAACACAAGAAGAAAGAGAGGACACUCAUAAACCUAUGAUUACCCAGAGCUCAAAAAACUCAUGUACUCUGGAAAGGUGUAUGAAGCUUUUGCCUAUGGCUACUGAACAGCUCCAGUGGAUGCCAUAUGUGAAUCCCAAACUGCACAUGCCUGUGAUUAAAUUUAUUUACUGGUCUCUAAGACAGUUAGACACUGAUAUACAGCAGGCAACAGUGAGAUCAACCAUGAGGAGACUUGGCGAAGAUAUUUUCAAAGGCAUAGUGAGUAAGGGAAACCCACACAGUUCUUCUGAACAGUCUGCRGAGAGUAAAUCAAAGUCAGCAGCUUUCUUUCGGAGUUCCUGUAUGCCUGUGAGGUUUCUGUCAACUUUAAUUGUGCUUAAAACUGUGACACAAGUGGAUUACCUGGCUCAGGCAUUUGAUUCCCUUCGUGUAGACUUGAAGACGAAUGAAGGGAAGGCCUUAUUUUUGGAAUACCAAUGUGUGCCUGUUGUAUUAAGUCACCURAAAGUAUCCAGUAGAGGUCUGCUUUCCAGUGCUUUUGAUGCAUUACUUCAGAUGACCAUGGAAUCUGGUUCCUUACAACCUUUCCUGGAAGCCUGCAGUAGUGAAUCCUUCUUCCAGACCUGCUCAGUAUUGCUUCGAAGUUCUAAGCUAGAUAUUCCAGUUUUGGAAAAACUAAGUGUUAUACUGCAAAAGCUCUCCAGAAUAAAAAGCAACAAGAAGAUGUUUGAAUUGUUUGCUCUUCACCAAAUGAUCCAAGAAUUGCAUAGAACUAUAAAUCCAGAUCACGCUUUUCUSUGUAUAAACCUCAAUUCAAUUCUGCUGAAUUUAGGAUUGUUGAGGAGUAGCUCUCUUGCCUCCAGUCUAAGCACAAGUCACUAGCACUAUCUUCCAAUCUAAUUAUUGUUCUGUAUAAUUUAUACYGACUGCCUAUGUUACUUGAAAUUUGGAUUUUUUUUUUUUUUUACAGAUUUGUAUAAAUAAAUACCGCAGCACCUCAGUACUGUGUAAUUGUAUGGGUUCUUGUUGGUAUUUCACUCAUUCAUAAAAAGGAAAAUUAAAAACUUUGUCAUAUGCUAGAUGGCUUUCUUCAAUGCUUUUUAAAGAAGUGAAGUAAUGCUGCUACUGUGAAUGACUCAUGCAAUCUAAGCAAUUGAAUCCUUAGAAUAAGCAGAUCAGAAAUACCWACCUUUCCUUACAGGUAUGAAUCUUAGUUACUUUUGACUCUUCAGAGAGUUUUAUAGAUUCAUUUAUUUGUGUUAUGGCUGAUAAGUAUCAGACAGAUACCUUAUCAAAUUAUCUUUUGAUCAUCUUACAGUUUUAAUGAUUAAAACCAGAUUUUGUUUUAACAUAAUUAGAUGUAUUGUCUGAGAAAUUUUGUUGUUUUGAUUUCAGAAUCUUUUUAUGUUUGUUUGAUCUUUUCCUGUAUUUAAGUAACAUUUAGUAUUUUAUCCUGCUUUGUGUGGUGCAACUUUGGAUGGUAAUAUCUCUGCAGAUGUUAAUAAAAGCAUUUCUUACAAUGUCUGGCUAUAAUAAUCCCUAACAGAAAUUAUUGUAUUUUAUUGUUUCUGCUGUAUUUUGUAUUAAUUUGCAAUACAAUUCACAUUUCUUUUCURAGUCUGAAUAUGUUUUCUGUCUGCCAUAGUUCAGUGUUUAGGAAUUCUUACCAUUGGAAAUAAGAUACUUCUGAAAAUUGAAAUUAUCCGUCAAUUGCUGAUUUGUGCUAUAAUUACUGAAAACCUGUAUUUGUAAAAUUGAAAAUGCCGUUAAAGCUCAAAGAUCUGCUGUAUUUCACUCUCUGACUAACACUGACAUCAAUAUAAAACUUCAGAGAGGUUUUAUUUCUCAUUUUCAUACCUUCUCUUG